Molecule: messenger RNA, 582 nt
Organism: Anopheles nili
Lineage: Eukaryota; Metazoa; Arthropoda; Insecta; Diptera; Culicidae
Exons: 2
Coding region: 1-582 (193 amino acids)
Source: RefSeq, a predicted model, not a curated record
AUGCUAACGAAGAAGGAAAAACUACUCAUACGCCCAUGGCAGAUGCAACGUUACAUCAAUCAUCGUAUUAAGGUGGUAACUGCAAUGCCUGCCAUCGACUUCCACCCACCACCAGAGCGUAUCCAUAUCGCACAGAAACUGAAGAAGCAACAGAAAGAAUUAGAGCGAAAGGAAAAGAUCGAGCAGGAAAACAUACGGCUCUUGCAACGCCUUGGUGCAAUCAUGAGUAAGAAAAGGCUGGAUAACAUUUGGACCUACACAAGACCCAAUUUUCUCCGCCGUGAAAACAUCUAUCCAGUCCGCCCCAGAACCUGUCCAGAUGCAUCAACAACGCGCCGGUCAGCUUCAACUAAGCCAAUCGAGGGAAAUUAUUACAAUGGGAGAACGUCACCACUGGCGGGCUGGACUAAAAAUACUCGAUGCAUUGCUUGCAGCGGACAAUCUCGUGCCGCUGUUCAGCUUAAUCAAAUCGCUCCCGAAGGUCGCAUGCCAUGGGCGCCGCAGCGCAAAACUACCAACAGGAAGUUGCUACAAGAGACUGAAACGGAACAGCACGAAUGUUGCCGGUUCUGCUGCUGUUAG